Molecule: messenger RNA, 1251 nt
Organism: Iphiclides podalirius (scarce swallowtail)
Lineage: Eukaryota; Metazoa; Arthropoda; Insecta; Lepidoptera; Papilionidae
Source: the annotation of a GenBank genome assembly
AUGCCGUCCAAAGCCAACGUCACGCUCAACGCUCUGAUUUUCCUCGUCUUCGUCGCGUUCGCGAACGUGCUGAGAUUCCCCGCGUUCCCGAUCAACGAACAGACGAAGCGUUCGCUCGGCUACCCGGGGGACUCCCUGUUGAACUUCACCGAGCUGACCGGUCACUAUGGUUACGCAUCAGAGGAGCACAGCGUCGUGACCGACGACGGAUGCGUUUUGAGGUUGUUCCGAAUCACCAGGGGGAGGAAGCAUCGAGGUAGGACCAGACGGCCACCCGUAAUACUGAUGCACGGUCUACUGCAGAGCUCCGACGCCUGGCUGGACGCGGGCCCUGAAGCCGGCCUGGCGUAUCUCCUAGCGGACGCCGGAUUCGACCUGUGGGUCGGCAAUGUCAGAGGCAACUACUAUUCCCGCGGCCACGUGCGCCUGGAUGCGGAUAAAGACGCGGAGUACUGGCAGUUCUCCGUUGACGAAAUCGGUCGGCACGACGUGCCCGCUACGAUCAACUAUGUGUUGAAGUAUACUAAUAGCGAAAGAGUGAACUAUAUUGGAUUUUCCCAAGGUGCUGGGACCUACUUCGUCAUGUGCUCGGAGAGACCGGAGUACUGCGACAAAGCUCGGGUUUUGGUUGCCCUAGCGCCGGCCGCUAGGCAGACGAACACGAAGUCGCUACCAUACAGGACUUUAAUGGAGAGCGUUCGAAGUUUGGAGGGCGUUCUGAAGCUGUCUGGCGUUCAGGAAGUGUUUUCUAAAGGCGCGCUUAGCCAAGAGUUUCUUGCUUUCUUCUGCCAAUUCAGUUGGCUUACGGAGUAUGUGUGUGGUAUCGGUGAGGCGUUGUUCGACUCCUUCCAUCCAGGCUCCAUCAGGAACGAGACCUUACGAACGCUCUUCGGCCACUUCCCCGCAGGGACUUCUGUCCACAACCUGGUUCGUUACGGCCAAAGCAUGCGAAGCGCGAAAUUCGAGAAGUUUGACUACGGGAAAACUAAGAAUUUGGAAGUGUACGGAAGCAGUCGUCCCCCCGAAUACAACUUAAGCGCUGUGACCCUGCCGGUGAUGGUUUUGUACGGGGAAAGUGAUCAUUUGGUGGACCCUAAAGACGUGUUCUGGCUGGUAAGCAAGCUUCCUAAUGUAGUGGAAACAGUAAAAGUUGACGAUCCACUUUGGAACCAUUUGGACGUGACGUACAGCAGCCUAACGAAAGAUAGAAUCUUUCCAAAAAUUUACGAUAUUUUGCUAAAAUAUAGUGAC